Aphanomyces invadans is the source of this 2844-nucleotide messenger RNA. RefSeq lists its product as hypothetical. The transcript is spliced from 11 exons. Bases 1 to 2817 code for a protein of 938 amino acids. Lineage: Eukaryota; Oomycota; Saprolegniomycetes; Saprolegniales; Verrucalvaceae. The record is from RefSeq and is a predicted model, not a curated record.
AUGAGCGCCGCGGCGGCGUUCGCGCCAACGGAUAGCAAUGCCGCGGAUGGCCCAAAGAACGAGCUCGAGAAACUGGAGCAGCUCCUGACCGAUGUCGACGACGAGCCCGAGCUGACCAAGGAUCAGUACAUCGAUAUCCUCAAGGAGCGCCUGAAUCGCCGCAACGUGCUCAUCGACGUCAUUCGGCGCGCGUAUUACCACGACAUUAUCGUGAUCAAAGACGGGUUGCUGGCCAAAGCAGCCGGCGGGACUGACGAACGCGUCAACGCGCUGCCUUCGGUCGACCUCCGCGACACUCUCCCGCUGUUUGCUCCGUCCGAGACGUACCUCCGCGUCCAUCCGUGCGAAAAGUGCGGCGGCGUCGUGGAGUUAGUGCAUGGAGAGACGAAGGAGCUGAACGAAGCAAGGCAGCAGUGCAACCGGGCGCUCAAAGCGGAGCAGCAUACAAAGGGGAUUGUGCACCGGUUACGCGGCGAGUUGAAAGAUGCAACGGAGAUCUCGGAAGCGCUGAAUCAACGCAUUCGUGGGCUCAUGAAAGAGAACGCAUUCACACUGGAACAGCUCCAAGUCGCUCGAAAGGCUGAGCGGGACCAAAAGAGCGCGCUAGCAGAGCUGAAGUCCAAACUCCAGCACGCCACAGCAACGGCUGAAAACGUCGCCAAGCUGACGCAUCAAGUAAAGGUUCUCACGCUAGAACUUGAGCAAAGCAACACGCAGCGAGGAAUCGCUGAAACCAAGCGCGAUGACUUGCAGGACGAGUUUGAUCAGCUGCACGAAUCGUUCACGACGGAGAAGAGGGCUCGCGAGCGUUUUGAAAGCGACGCAGCAACUUUCCACGGCCAGUUGGAAGAAACCAAGUCGGAAUGUGCUGUGCUGCUGUCCGAGCUCAACUUGCUCACAGAAAAACACAAAGUUCAGCUGGAAGUAGACGAAAUCCUCCAAACCGCCCUUUCCAAAGUGAAAGAGGAAUUGGCGCACCAUGUCACGCGGUCGGAACAGAUCAAGCGACAGCUGGAAGACCAGCUCAUGUCGGAGGAGGUGGCUCGUGAAGAAGCCCAAGACAAGUUCGUCGAUGAAAAGAAGCGCAAUAAGCAGAUCCAAAGGGAUAUGGAAGCAGCCCAGCGGGAGGCCGCCGUGUACCAGGACCAGUACAACGACCUCUUGCUCAAGCGGGACGUCGAGUUGUCCGCAAACCAAGCUGCGUUCGACGCCAAGCUGAACACCGCGGAAGGCGUGCACGAUAAACUGAGGGCCCAAGUGGAGAUCCUUGGAAUGUGGGAAAAUGAAUGGCUGUCGCAGCUCCGAUCUCGUCUGUGCGACCGCGACGACGACGGCGACGAGUCCGACAAUGACGAAGACAUCGAGCCAAGGGACAAUGACGACAGCGCUCGUGACGACGAUGCUGCCAUGGAAGCAAACCUCCAGCCGGCGCCACCGCCUCCUCACCAACCAUUUUUCAAGCCGACCACGCCUGAACCCAACAGCUCCGAGUCGGUGUCGCUGCUAAAGGACAUCGAAGACGCCAAAGAGAAGAACAAGAUGCAGAAGCACCGGAUUCACGACUUGGAGAAAAUCCUGGCGUCUUCGAAACUCCAAAUUGCCGACCUGACCAUGUCGAAUCAAGUGCUUCAGAGCUCGCUGCAAGACAUCACGCUCAAGGCCACGGAGGCCAACCAAAGCGAGAGCCAAACGAUUGCCAAUUUACGAGAAACCAGAGACCAAGUCGAGUUGCUGACGAGGGACUUGCAGCGAAUGGAGCGCAAGGUAUCUGCCUUCGAAGGGUUUAUUAUACAACUCGGGUCCGAACUGUACUAUUUGGCGGAAGACCCCACGCUGUUGACGUCGGUGACUGUACCGUUGGUGCUCGACGUCCCAGACGACAAGAUAGCGUCGUCUGCGAAUCUAAAAAAUGGCGUCACCGUCGACAUGAUGGCCAAGAGACAAGCGAUUCAACAGCAGCUUUACUUGGACCAAGUCUUGAACAACUACAUCGUGGCGUACUCGGAGCGCGUGGAAAUUUGCUGCGGCAACAUCAAGCGCGCGCAAGACACGCUCUUGGAGCUGUCCCAAGACCUCAUGCUGAGCAAACGCAAAAUCGACAACCAGUCGCAACAGCUGCAGCAACUUGCCAUGGAAACGGAAGGGUUGCGGGUGAAUUUGGAGGCCGAGAAGAUCUCGACAGCCAAGCUGGACCGAGUCGUAAAAAUCACGGUCGCAGAACUCAACGAUGUCAACGAAAAGAUGCGAGGGCAGAAAAAAAUGGUGGAAGAAGUUGACAUCGAGCGCAAUAAACUCCAGGAAGAGAAGCGAAAAAUCGCGUUCAUGAUGAUGGACAAAUCCAAGACGCUAGAUCGAGAAAUCGACUUGAACGAACAACUCACGAAGAAGCUGCAUGUCAUGGAGACCGAUCUGGCGAAAACGACCGAGGCGAAGGCGAAACUGCAGGCCGAGCUCCAAGUGUUUUUGGAUGGGGUUGCGUUCCGUGAAGCAACGAACCAAGACGUUGGAGUCAUGGCCCGGCCACUCACGCGGGAUGCAGAAAUGCAGUCGGACAAGUGGAAACCCCAGGGUCUGGUGCUGCGCCAGCGAAAUAGUCCAAACAUGCUGCCACAGCGGUACGAAGGCCCUGCCAAGGUCAUGGUCGCGUGUCCGAGCUUGGAUACCCUCUUGACAGAUAAGCGGUCGAUCGACCGACCGUCCACGUCCAACCAAGCAAUGCCCCAGGCCACGCCAGCAUGGCCCCCGUCGGUUCGAUCGCAAACAGCCAACCAACCGCAGCGAAAACACAAUCGGGACGUCAAUUUGCCCCGAGUAUAAUAUCGAUAGGUUUCGUUUGUGUGGCAA